GUGAGUAGAAACUUCAGACAGCGAGAGGAGAGCAACAGUGAACCAUCAUAAAGGCAGACCUAACUCAGGUGGCACCAAACCAACCAGACAAUGAAAACGCAAGCGAUAACAAUCGCAGUCCUCGCCCUACUCCUGGGGGCACAGGCUGGACUUAUCAAACCACCUCCUGGAUCAGCAGCAGAACUUAUCAAACCAGAACCCGGCAAAGAUGGCGAACUUCUGAAACCUGCUCCAGGGUUAGAAGGUGAACUUCUCAAACCAGCUCCAGGGGCAGGAGGCAGUCUAUCGAAACCCGCACCUGGAACAGGUGGUUCUCUGAUAAAACCGGCUCCAGGGUCAGAAGGUGAACUUAUCAAACCAGCUCCAGGGGCAGGAGGCAGUCUAUCGAAACCCGCACCUGGAACAGGUGGUUCUCUGAUAAAACCGGCUCCAGGGUCAGAAGGUGAACUUAUCAAACCAGCUCCAGGGGCAGGAGGCAGUCUAUCGAAACCCGCACCUGGAACAGGUGGUUCUCUGAUAAAACCGGCUCCAGGGUCAGAAGGUGAACUUAUCAAACCAGCUCCAGGGGCAGGAGGCAGUCUAUCGAAACCCGCACCUGGAACAGGUGGUUCUCUGAUAAAACCGGCUCCAGGGUCAGAAGGUGAACUUAUCAAACCAGCUCCAGGGGCAGGAGGCAGUCUAUCGAAACCCGCACCUGGAACAGGUGGUUCUCUGAUAAAACCGGCUCCAGGGUCAGAAGGUGAACUUAUCAAACCAGCUCCGGGAACCGGCGGUGCACUUACUAAACCAGCUCCGGGGUCAGAAGGUGGACUUAUUAAACCAGCUCCAGGACAAGAUGAAGAGCUUAUCAAACCACUCCCAGGCACUGGCGGAGAACUCAUCAAACCUCUUCCAGGCACUGGUGGAGAACUCAUCAAACCACUCCCAGGCACAGGCGGUGAACUGAUUAAGCCACUUCCAGGCACCGGCGGAGAACUCAUUAAACCACUUCCCCUCGAUCCACUUCCAGGUGGUGAUCUCGUCAAACCUCAACCACUUCCAGAGACAGGUGAUGAACUAACGAAACCAUCUCCCGGAAAUGGAGGCUCACUUGUCAAACCAGCCCCUGGGACAGGCGGCGGACUAAUAAAACCGGCCCCAGGAACUGGAGGUUCCCUUAUUAAACCGGCUCCCGGAGGUGACGGUUCCCUUAUCAAACCAGCUCCGGGAAGUGAUGAUGACGUUGAACUCACCAGACCGCUUCCACCAACAAACAGUGAUCUUACGAAACCGGCUCCGGAGACCAGGAUAGUGCUGCCACAUCUCGUUUUGAGUCCUGAACUCGAAUACGCGCUGCAGAAUGCCCAGAUCUUCAUCUCCUCCAGAAUCCUGAAGGCAUCAAAGAACCGCUUGAUUCCCACAGAAACAGACCUCGCCCUAGAUGACAUUUACCUCACAAUCGAUGACGACAUAUCAGUACAGCUUUCCGACCUGAGGCUGGUCAACGUACCACAUAUCGAUGUGACAGCAGUGAAACCUAACCUCGAAUUCUUGAACCUGGCUCUAGACGUCGACCUUGGGACACUACAAGUUGGAGGCAAAUUCGAAGUUACCAGCAAGAACGUCUUUUCCGAUAUUCCGGUGUUCAGCUCCGGGGAAAUCAUCCUGAGAAACUCAGAUGUCAAGGCUAUUGGCAAAGUGGGUUUGUCAAUUGACGGAGACUACUUCAAGACAAUCAACUACGACAUCCUGUAUGAAGGAACUGGAGCAUAUCUUUCGGUUAGCUACAAGAAGGACGAAAAGCGUGUUGUUAGUGGCUUGGAUGUGGGUGAUCAAGAAGCGAAAGUUGUAGAACACAUCAACAAACAUCUACAGAAAGUCCUGAACAGUCUUUUGAAGAAUCAAAUUGAAAACAUUCUCGGUGGAAUACCUGUUGAUAACUUGAUCGGAGAAAGCAAAGCAGCACAGACUUACAGGGGGCACGCAAGGGCCCUUCGAGCUGUCGCAAAUGAGUACGUGGACGCAGUCCUUGGCGAGGUGCACAGUUACAUAGAGGACAAUCAGCUGACAGAACUAGCUAUUCCUGACAUAGAAGCAUCAUUCUCAAAGGAGAUCCUAUGGAUUACGUGGCACGGACGUUUCGGGACAAGCCAGGGUGGAGCCAAAGACUUGGGUUCAGUCACAAGGACAGGAGACAUCAGUCUGGAUUUCGAUAGCACCACCGGAGCUAUCACAGUGUUCGGAAACCUUGGGCUCUCCGAGUUGGACGUGAAAUAUAACAAGUACGAAGCACAGUUCAUGGGCGUAGGACCGAGUGGUACUGUGGGCGUCCACAUCGGACAGAAUUCCGUGUUCCUGAAGGUUAGCCUGCUCUUGGCUAUCGAACCAGUCAUUUCUCUCCAGGAUUUCCACAUCGAGUACGCCAAGGACAUCAGCAUCGAAGUGACUGGACUCGGUGUCCUUGACUGGCUAGUGUCCAACAUCGCCACUUGGGUCGUCAGCUUGUUCAACGACCAAAUAGUCGGCUCCGUGGACAGCCACCUGCAAGAUUACGUCAGCAGUAUCCUGCCAACUGUCGAUCCUUACAGAUACUUCUCAUAGACAUGUGAAGAAAUAUAACACUACGGUCCUGUAUUAUAUAAAGUAUUAUGUAGUUUAAUUCUUAAUUGGUUAUUAAUGUAAAUAUAACAUUCUAAUGGGAAAUAAAUAUUAGAUUCUGCAAUUA
Molecule: messenger RNA, 2704 nt
Organism: Zootermopsis nevadensis
Lineage: Eukaryota; Metazoa; Arthropoda; Insecta; Blattodea; Termopsidae
Source: RefSeq, a predicted model, not a curated record